GAGUGAGCGGAGAGCGGCGCUGCAGGUACACACGGAGCCGGACACGAGCCUUCCACAGCCGCACCGGACCGGACCGGACCGCGGCAGACACCGCCUCCGAGCCUUCCUCUUCCCCCUCCGUAUUGCUUCCCAGUGACCCUCCGCGAUGUCGGGCGGAGGAGAGGUUCGCGUCCUCCGCCAAGAGCCCGGACAAGAGAGUCCGAGGAUGCCGGCCUGGAAGCGAGAAAUCCUGGAGAGGAGGAGGGCGAAGGGCGGUGUGUCUGGAGGAGCCGGGGCACCGGAGACCAGCUCCGGCGCUGCGAACCCGCAGCCGCGGCUGAACGGGGAGGCAGCGGGGAAUGUGAACGGCAGCGGCGGCGGCGGCGGCGGCGGACCCAAGAGAGACAGCGGAGCGAGCGGCGGGUCCGGGCGGAACUACACCAUCACCACGGCCAGUCAACACUUCAGCAACAACAAAGAGACGCGGUCGGAGACGGACGGCCAGAGGACGACGCCGAGACACGAGAGCCUGGUGCUGCAGGAGAGCCUGGGGCCGCUGGAGGAGAACCCCUUCAUCAAGCUGGAGAAGGAGUGGAGGAGGCGGCAGGACCGGGACAACGCCGCCCGCCCGGUGCAGCACAUCCUGGAGCUGUACGGCAGCGUGCCCGGCAUACGGACUAUCCGAGCGGAUAACAUUAUCAUCAUCGAGUCGGACCCGGAUUUCUUCCAGGAAGACGGAGGGGCGAGGACGGGCUCGAAAUGGCAGCAGAACGGCGUGAGCAGCUACAGCUCGCUGAACGACCUCCUGGACCGGAGAGGGAGUGCUGUUACCGAGAUAAGAGCCAAGGAAGUGGUCAUUUAUGACACCACGUUAAGCAAGAGCGAGGAGAACCUGAGCACCCUGGGCCGCCCCGACCCCCAAGACCCCUAUGAAACGGGAGAGGGUCAAGGCAGGGUCAGCCGGAUCCUGCAGAAGUUUGACAGCAACUACGGGAAGCUGCAGAAGAAGUCCCACAGCACGGAGAACCUGCUGGACCUGGACUGUAGUGCCAGCAGCAGGCCGAGACUCUGGCCCAAGCCACAGCCAGAUCUGGUGCCAAAGCCCAGGCCGAGCCCCUCGGUCAGCGGCCCGGGCAGCAGCCAGCCAUCGUCACCCGUCUUCCAGAGUCCCCGGUCUUCCAAACCAAAGCCACACCCCACUGUCCCGGAGCCGGGCAGCCCCCAGCGCUCCCCCGCCACCCCACAGUCCGUGUCUUCCUUCCGUCAGCGGUUUGAGGACAGCGGGUCCCAAGGCGUGGCGGUCGCCCCCAGGGACGAGUCAGACAGGGGGCCAAGCAAGCUCACCAGGGAGAGAGACUGGGAGGGUUCUGAGGUGCCCCCUAAACCCAAGGUGCCAUGCUCCCCGGAGACCCGGCGUGCCCGUGCCGAGCCCCCCUCCAGUCCCAUCUCGUCCAAGGUGGCGCACUCCUCUCCCCAGUUUGAGAUCCGUCCUUCCCCAAAGCCGGAUCUGAAUCAGAUUCCAGACGGGGACGCCCAGGCUCGGGCUCUGGCCAACCUGCGCCUGCAGUCCCGGAACUCUUUCACGGUGAUCCCCAAGCGGCGUCUCGCCGCCGCGUCAUCUGUAGCAAGCAGUCCUGUACCACCUGGUCCGGUGAAGUCCUCCCCCUCUCACAGGGUGGCAGAGGGGGCCAAGUCCGGCGUGCCAAUUUCCCACACCGCCACUGUCACUCCAGCGUCAUCCAAAAGGAAAGAGACGGUGCAGGAGGUGGAGAGAGUGUCGAGGGAGUCCAAGCGGGAGUCGUCUCCAACCGUUGCCACAAAUCUCACUCCUCGUCUGCCCUCUACCCCUGUAUCCCCCACAGCAGCUCCCCCCUCUCUACCUGUCCUGACUUCACCCCCGGCGUCUCCUGCUGUCCCAUCCUCACCCGUCUUCACCCCGACUCCCUCAGACUCUGCUGCGCCUCCCUCUGCCCCGUCCGCCCCCUCCUCAGCUCCGGGGCAACCUCCCGCCGAACAGCUGCCGGUGACAAACAUCGACGACAUCGAGGUGGAGGCCACACAGAGGGUCCCCGCUCCCAGUCCCAUGGUGCAGAGGAAGAAGGCCAACACCUUCACAGUGGUGCCUAAACGCAGGGCGGAGUCCGACGGGCUGCCGGCCUCCCCCGAGCCCCCACAGGAGCCUUCGGGCGAGGCUCCGCCGGGGUCCACGCCUCCUCAGGCGCCCUACGCUCAGCUGGGCACCCUGCUGAAGAAGCGCUACCCUGCCGUGGAGGAGAUCGAGGUCAUCGGAGGGUACCUUUCUCUGGAGAAGUCCUGCCUCACCAAGACAGGCUCCACGGGGAAGAAGCUGAAGAUCUCCUUCAACGAGUCCAGCCUGCAGAGUACGUACGAGUACCCGUCCGAGAGCAGCGUGUGGGACAGCGGGGAGGAGGACGAGGACGACAAGCGGGACGGGAAGCCGGCGGACGAGCAGCCCAGCAUGGUGGGACGCAUCCACAUCCCCAGGCCCAGCUUCACCGUCUCGCCCACGCACACGGGCAACGAUCUGUCCAACUACAUUCCCAAGCACUCGGUGGACUUCAGCACCUGGCAGGAGCUGAAACGGGACGAGAGCGCCCUCCAGGAAGAAACCACGGCACAGCAGGCGCAGCUGACCGAGGAGGUGAUGCUCACGCCGGCAGACAGCUCCUCGCUCUCCGACUACAGCAGCGAGCCCGCCCUUUACUUCUGACGGUCCAAUCAGCCGCCUCCUCCAGAGAAGCACACCGCCCCGACGGGCCCGGCCUCCCGGCUCUCUUCGUUUUUCGGGGCCGAUUUCCUGCCACGGUACCACUGCAGCCUUCCCUUCUCUCUCUCUCUCUCUCUCUGUUCCUCCCUGAAGAAGAAGCAGCUGGUCUGUCUCGCCGCCACUCCGCUGUCUGGACAGCCGACACGUCUUCACCACGUCCUCGCCCCG
This is a messenger RNA of Salarias fasciatus (jewelled blenny), 2935 nucleotides long. RefSeq names its product taperin (gene tprn). The record is from RefSeq and is a predicted model, not a curated record. Gene Ontology annotation, molecular function: phosphatase binding. Bases 146 to 2710 code for a protein of 854 amino acids. NCBI's taxonomy places the organism in Eukaryota, Metazoa, Chordata, Actinopteri, Blenniiformes, Blenniidae. The transcript has 4 exons.